Molecule: messenger RNA, 5869 nt
Organism: Homarus americanus (American lobster)
Lineage: Eukaryota; Metazoa; Arthropoda; Malacostraca; Decapoda; Nephropidae
Exons: 2
Coding region: 254-4741 (1495 amino acids)
Source: RefSeq, a predicted model, not a curated record
GUCAGCCUGACAGAGUGAUAUUCAGUCAGCCACUAACAGCGGUGGGCAAAGGGUGUGUGCGCGGGUGUGUGGCGCUCCAGUGCUAUGGAGAGGUUGAGAGCUUUCUGAUAGGCAUUGGUUGUCGCUUUGUGGUAGCCACGAAUGCUUAAGUACAAAGAUAUUUUAGUGCAAUAUACCGUAACCAGGCCACACCAAAGAGCUCUCUAUUCUACCAACAAUUAUUCUUAUUUAAACAACGCUGGUGAAGGAGAGUAUGUCUUGCUGCCAAGGGGAGACUUACGGACCUCACCAGAACUUCAUGUUGUGCCCUUCAGGAUAUCCCAGGGUCUCGCUGUCUAGUGGUGGCGAUGGAGGGGUUCCUCCCUUACAUCCUGGCAUGACUCAUAGACACUGGAUGUCCUCCUCGUCACCUGUUGGGCAGCUUUCCCCUCCUCAACAGCCUGGAAUGCAUGGAGAAGAGUGGUGGAAGACCUCUCCUCUUCCUGUUCCUCCUCCUCUUGUUAACCAAUCAAACCACAGCGGUGAAAACUUCUUCUGUAAAAUGAAGGUUCAAAGUCAGGUCAAAUUCCGACAGUGUGGUCAGUCUGUGGAGCACUCAAAGAAUCCACAGGAAUCAUCGUCGUUCUUCCAGGUAUCUACCAUGGAUAAAGGUGGUAAACCACAACCUAUGUAUCCUGAACACUAUCCUCGACUGCCAUGCUACCCACAUCAGGGUUUGAAACAUCCCCGUGCAUUAAAUUGUCAGCAAGCGACUCAGGAGCGGCUUCCCUACCCUCAACAGUAUCAAAACCUUCCGAACAAAUACCAUCAGCAGCAACCUGGUUUCAGUACUUCUGAUACACAUCAAGAAGCCCCUGAUCAACAACAGUCAUCACUCCCCACACAACAUAUACAGAGACCAUCCCCCUUCACUUUUCAGUACCAACAACAACAACACCUAGGGCGAUCAUUCCACCCUCCACACCUUCAGCACCAGGACAUGGAGCGACCUUUCCGCACUAGCCACAACAUACAGCAGGGUCAUGAAGCACAGCCAUUACUUCAUUCUUGUCUUAUCAAGCAACAUUCCACGAGGUAUCCCCAGCCGCCCUAUCCUCAGUAUACUAUCCAUCAACCACAUCAGCAGCAACUUGGGCACCUGAGGAAAACAACUGCAGGAAUUGCUCCUCACCGUCAACAGCAGGGAGGAGAGUCACAUGCCAGUUACCAGGGAUCACAGAGUCACGAUCAACACCAACAGCAUUACCCUCCCCGCAAACAGUUCCGGUCACCCCAGCAACAAUACCAGUCACCCCAACACCAAUCUCAGUCUCCCCAACAACAAACCCUGCCUCCCCAACAACAAAUAAAGUCACACCAACGACAACCCCAUCCAUCCCAGCAACAAUUCCAACAGUCCCAGCCUCCCCAGCAACAAUUCCAACAGUUCCAGCCUCCCCAGCAACAAUUCCAACAGUUCCAGCCUCCCCAGCAACAAUUCCAACAGCCCCAACCUCCCCAGCAACAAUUCAAACAACCCCAGCCUCCCCAGCAACAAUUCAAACAAUUCCAACAGUCCCAGCCUCCUCAGCAACAAUUCCAACAGCCCCAACCUCCCCAGCAACAAUUCCAACUCCUUCAACAACAAGGAGAACUCUCAGCCCAGCCAGAAGUGAUCUAUAUCUCACCAGAGCCACCUAAGACUACGAAGGUCAACAUCCAGCAGUUACCUCAGUCUUCAGCAGCUAGUAGAAGGUAUGAGGACCAGCAGCAGCCCUCUCAAGGCCAGGAAGGAGGAGAACACUCGAAUAAUUUAUCAAAACAAACCGACCAUCAAGAAAAUCACCUGCUCAUCAGUUUGUCACUUACCCAACAGGAUAGCAUGGGAUAUCAAAAAACUUGUAAAUAUGAAAGGGCAAUACAGACAGAUAUGGAAGUGAUGCAAUUUGUUAAUCGCCUCAAAGAAACCGUGCAGAGCCAACCAUCUCAAUUAAAAGAUGGCGGAAAUGACGGUGAGAAACCAACUCGGUGCCAACACACAACUAUUGGAAGUCAACAGCACGAGGAAAACAGAUACAAGAAUAAGGUCUUGCAGGGGCGGAAUAUUGAAGCUGGGGAACCAGACAGACGGGAAAGUCAACAAACACAAGAGAAUGCCAAGGGUUCUCCUGACAGCCACAAAAGAGAACAACUCACUCAGAAAUAUCGACAAGGAAAAUUUGCACGGAUGUUGGAGACAGAUUAUUCCACACCUGCCAAACCUGAGGUAGCCUCCUCCUGCAGGUACAGCUCAGUCACCUCCUCAAAACACAUGAAUCAACACACUCCGGAGACUCCUGAACUAAAUGGUAUAAACUCGAAUCCUUCCAUGAACCAAUCAGUCGACCACAGCAUUAGUAACACCAGAGUCAACACUUCUAUUGUCAGUGAAGUCCGCAGUGAGCUGUCUAGAGUCUCUGUGGAUCCAGGCAUCUCUUGUAUCAGUGACAGAAAUCCCAUAAACACCACAUCCCUCAGCCUCACACCUCCACCAACGCCACCCAUAUUCAGUCUCAUACCGAAGCCGAGCAGCACAGUUAGUGAAGUAAUACCUGAUAAUCACUUCAUGAAGCAGCUUUCCAGUGUGUUCACUAACAAGAUCACUUCUGGGGAGGCUGUGGAUAUGAAGACUGAUACCUUAACAAAUUCCUUCAUGGAACCCACGACUCCCUACGGAGAAGACCCAACUGCUGCAAUGAAAGACACAGCUGCUGUGACAGAACAUACACCUUCUGUAAUAACACACACAUAUUCUACAGUAGAACACAUGUUCGCCACCUCCAAACACACACCUGCCCCUAUAGUUCUUUCUCUCAACAUUCCACAAGUGUCACUGGACUUCCCAGAGGCCACACAUGGUACCUCAGGUGGGUUUACGAUUCUAGAUGCAGUGACGUCCACACCACAAGGCUCGCCUAAGCUUCAGGAAUCUACCAGUACCACAGGACAGACUCAGCUUAAAGACAUCAAUAUCCAGGGGAGAGCUUCUCCAUGUGUCACCACAAUAGCUCAACCAUUUCCAAGAAGUUUGACCAUGAAGAGUAGACUCAAACAAUCAUACAGUAAAAAAAAUCCUGAGAAAGAGGACAUCUGCGGAGAUCUUUGCCUCAAUGCUAGAUUUUCCAUGUACCUUCCUCCUCAGCUUGAGUUCCCUUGCCUGUUGUGUGGUAUUAUUGUCCCCAGUGAGGAAGCAAUCUAUCACCUCUUCUUUGGGCAGAUCAAGUGUGCUGCCUGUAAACUGUCCAUCAAGACUUGUUGGGAGUUCAGGAGUAUGGAGAUCUUAGACAUACCGUGCGAGAAAGAGACAACAGGAGAGCACAAGUACCUCGAGUGGUCAUCUGAUCCGACUUCCUUCGUGUCUUACCAUAUGAGCAAAAGUCUUGUGACGAGGAACUUCUAUGCUGGUAAAGACACAUCCCCAUCAACCACAGAUCUCAUCUCUACAAUGGCCAAGUUCCUCAAAAAGUUCUCAGCACUGGAGCAUCACAGUCCCUGGGAACAGGCAAUAAGGAAAUGCUGGAAGUUUGUGAGGAACAUGCAGUCGAUGACUAACUUGACUAAACAUCACUUGAAACAGAGGAGAAAAAAGUCCUUUGAUAAAGAUUGUGAGAAUUCUGUAGGUUUGUCGAAAACUAAUACUAACAAAAACAAACCAGAAGAGACUGUUAAAGCAGAAAGUGAGAGCUCAGUUCCUUGGAGAAUAGAGAAAACACAAACACUCACAAGUUCUGAAGUGGAGGAAGUGGAGAGAACUCUUCAACAAGAAGAGACAAAGAUAAAUGCCGGAAAAGCUUAUAUCUUGAGCAUUAGUGAAGAAAACAUUUUGACAGUAGAAGCCGAAGAAGCCUCUUUCAGUAGUGCAGGGGACAAGCAACACAGUGAGGCAGUGCAGACUGUGGGGCAUCAAGCUGAGAGAAAAUUGUCCUUUAAAUCUCCUGUUGUUAGCCCAAGAAGCACCAUAGAUACAAUGUUACCAGUAAACUCUGACCAAGCAAUCUUACUAAACACUAGUGAUCCUGAUGUUGCCAAGAACACCUUUGAGGAGACCCUAGAAAGUCCUGAUAUACAGUCAAAAUUCGGGGACUUCCUUCUAUCACUGCCAUACAACCAAGAUAUGCUGGAGAAGGUGAUUCAGUACGUGUCUCUCUUUGAUGACGAGGUGAAGGAGGACUCAGAUGUCAGCAAGGCGUCACCUCCCGCGAAUAUAAGGGAUUUAAGUUCAAUCACAGCCCAAGACCAAUCUCUCAUAGUUAACUCGGCAUCUACAACAAAACAAAGUCCUUCUCGAACCAAAGACUCAACUUCCGGAUGCUUGCGAGAGAGACAGUGCAUACCAAGGAAGAUGAUACACAAAUCCAUGCCGAAAUCAAGGAAAAAGAGAUUUCUUGAUGCCUAUAGCUCUGAGCUUAACGCAGAGAGAGACCCAGCUCCUCCACAAGAUGCUACUCAGAAUUCUGGUGGCCAAAUACUCGAUGGUGACAACUUCCUUCUGUACAACAUCCCGAGCUGUCAGGUUCCCGAGGAAUGUCCCAUGUGUUACACUUCCAUCUGUCCUACCAUAUUUACCAUAAAUAUUAAGACUUUCAGGUUGAAGGGCAUCUGUCCAGGCUGUGACCUGAUCAUCUACCUAGUGCAGGACCCACCUGAACGCUCAUUCGUUCUUAAGAAACCUGGACCAAAAGAACAAGACGAAAGGGAUACUAAAACACAAUUAGUGGCAUAAACGAUGUAUUAAUGUGUGCCAUACAUAACGUGCCAGUAUAUGUUUGGUGUCAGACAAUACCAAGUGUUACAUAUUAAGAUUGGAAUGACUUAUCUCGUGUCAGAUAACAAUGUGCUCUUAUACACAAAGUUCCUAAUUAUGUUCAUUUGUCCUCGAUUGGAUUUAUUUUGAUGUUUCUGUUUAAUUAUUUUACUUUUAAGUCAAGGAAAUAUUAUGUUUUUACCUGUGAUGUAGCUACCAGGCACUGUAGUCUACUCCAUAAACAAGACCAGAGCCAAUUCUAGUAUUUUUGGUUCAUCUGAGAAUGAGCCUCCAAGUGGUCACCUAAAGUUGUGUUCCCAGUUUAACCAGUCUUGAGUUUAACCCUUUGGAUGAGGAUUUAGUUUUCAAGUAACAUUCUCAAGCAGUGUCAAUUCUCCUGUGAAAUAUCAUAUUGGUAACUGGUGCUUUUUUUUCUACUUUUCUUUUUGAUCAAGGCCAAACUACAAAGUUUCCAUAUAUGGCAUUAAUAUUUUUUUAUAAAUAAUUUUGUCAACAGAAAAAUAAAUAUUGAGACUUGAAAAAAAAACUUAUGUUCUAUGUGACCAUACAGCUCCAAAUGACACAACAAACGAAAACACUUGUCAGUCUCAUUGUCUCUCUUUGCUCAAGCUGAACGAAUCAAUGUACAAUUUUUUUUAUACUUAUAUAUUGAUAAAUGUAAUAAAUUGUCUACCCUGCACUGUACAGAAUUACUCUUUAGAUAAAAUUUGCUCAAAUUUUCUUUUGUAUUUAGUAUACGAACUUCUUAUGACUGUCCAGUAUGUCAUAAUCAUCACCAUAUACAGUAUCAUACUGUACCAGAAACAUAUAACAUGCUGUGAAUAUAUAUAGUAUGUCCCAGAAAAAUGUCCCUGCUCCCUCCGUCCCACCCUCUAACACAAUCUCUCAGGGAGUUGACAUGGACAUUUUUCUGAGACACUCUAUACAUGUACUAUACUUAUCAUAGAAAUAUGUACUAUACAAGUAAAGGCCCACCUGUAGAAAUGCCCCACUGUGUUUCAAACUAACACUGUCUACACACGUCUUUCAUAACAUAACCAAGAAGUUUUUGCCCCAUGAUGCUAUGUAAAUAUAUAUGGAAUUUGU